CUUACAAAAUAUGUCAAAACAUUUUAAAACCUAAAAAUAUGGGUUAGUUUUCUACGGCCUCUUUAAUUUCGUUAUUAACCAUCAAAAUUCAAUUAUGGACGACUAUUUCGCUGCAGCAAUAACAAAAUUGAAUUCAAACUUCUAUGGUGAAUUAAACCUAGUUAUUGGCAAUGAAAGUUGUGACCUAGACUCAGCAGUCAGCUCUAUAGUCUAUGCUUGUUUUUUAAACUGGCAAUACAAUCAGAUAAAAUGUAAAGUUUGCACUAAAAUCCAUAGAGAUGAGAGUAUUCCAGUAAAAGAUGAUAUUUUUCUGCCGGUUUUAAAUGUUGAUAGGAAAGAUUAUGAUCUGAAAACUGAGGUCGCUUACUUUUUGAGAGAGAAAGGUAUAAAUGAAAAUAAUUUGAUUUUUAGGGAUGACCAUGAUAUAGCACAGUUAUUGAACAAGAGCAAAUGUAAGGUGGUGCUGGUUGACCAUCAUGUGUUGGCUAAACAAGAUAAAUAUUUAGCUCCUUACGUCUCAGAAAUUAUUGAUCAUAGACCAAUAGACCGCACAGCCUGGCAUUACAAAGACGACACUCGUUCCACCAUAGAAACGGUUGGAUCCUGCUGUACCCUCAUAGCACAGCGGAUCAAGGAUCUAGGUACGCUGGUGGCCAGAGAUGUGGACUUUUUCAACGCCUAUCCUGUGUGCAGUGAGAUGUUACAUGCCACAAUUAUAUUGGAUACAGUCAAUUUCUCAAAAGCUGUGGACAAAGCAACACCGCAUGAUGAAGAAAUCACAUUAUUUCUGGAGAGUUUACUCAAACCAACAGAUUACAAGGAGAUGAGGACCAGAGUCCUGGAUUCCCUGGUGGCGGCGAGGAGUGAUGUCUCCAGACUGUCUGCGGCACAACUCCUGAGGAAGGACGUCAAGACUGUCACGGAUGUGCUGGUUCCAAGCUUCCCCAUACUUGUCAAGGACUUCUUGGCACGUCCGGGAGCCCUACAGGCGGUGACCGAAGCCCUGAGCAGCCAAAGCUGUGGUAUUGCUGUACUACUUGGUAUGGAUCUCACGAAGGGACUACAACGAGACGCCGCUGUCUACUCCCCUAAGCAAUCUGAAAGGGCUAGCGUUCUUGGCAAAUACCUGUCUGAAUACAACGCUCCGUCAUUAAAGUUGGUCCCAGAGGUACUAGCACAUGCAAGUGAGUUCUGUUACUACAGACAAGACAACCUGUCCGCUAGUCGCAAGCAGUAUAUGCCAGCGUUGAACAACUUUAUGAAUAGACAGUAAAUAAAUUAUGCUGA
Molecule: messenger RNA, 1287 nt
Organism: Trichoplusia ni (cabbage looper)
Lineage: Eukaryota; Metazoa; Arthropoda; Insecta; Lepidoptera; Noctuidae
Gene: pn
Product: exopolyphosphatase PRUNE1
Exons: 8
Coding region: 95-1273 (392 amino acids)
Cellular component (GO): cytoplasm
Molecular function (GO): exopolyphosphatase activity
Source: RefSeq, a predicted model, not a curated record